Molecule: messenger RNA, 9771 nt
Organism: Lampris incognitus (smalleye Pacific opah)
Lineage: Eukaryota; Metazoa; Chordata; Actinopteri; Lampriformes; Lampridae
Gene: fam120c
Product: family with sequence similarity 120C
Exons: 17
Coding region: 1007-4126 (1039 amino acids)
Cellular component (GO): nucleus
Source: RefSeq, a predicted model, not a curated record
GAAGUCGCAAGAUGGCUGAUGUCGCUUGGAAGUAUGUUCCCCUCUGCAACAUGAAGUCGUGAGUGUGGAAAAAAGCGAGGGAGGCACCAUCGGGCUUUUAUUUUUAUUUUAUUUUAGUUCGUUUUCUUUUAUUUCUUCAAACAUCCAUUUCAUUCCGCGUCGUGUCCGCCCCGGACUUGUCUUCGCGAGUUGACGCGUCAAUCACGCCGGGGACCCUGCCAGCAGCUAACACCAGCUAGCCAGUUCGUUAGCAAAUAUUACCAGAUAGUCAGUCAGCUCGCUGGUUUGAGUUUUAUUUGAUAUUCCGACACCUGCACGAUAACAAGCUACCACUACACGUUUGCUGAAAUCUGGCUACACCCAGCAAUAUUGUUGGCAGGCAUUUCAGUCGUCAGAUUUAAAUAACGAUAUUGCUAGCUCGAUUUAACAUCAUGUCCGCAAGUCAGCCAGCCAGUUUGUAGGGCACUAAUGCGCAGUAUUCCAUCUCAUUUGUACGAUUCAGUGGGAUUAUUUUUUCGGCAGCAUUACUCAUUAAACAUCCACAAGAUAGCUGCAACAUCGUUAUCAGUUGCCAACUACAUUUCUUGAUUUAUUUGGGAAGCCAGUUAUCUUAAUGCCAAGUUAUGGGGGUAAGCUAUUUUGUAAACUUUUUCUAGCUGCAGCUAACCAAGACUAGCCUUGCUGGCACCUCACCAAAUUAUCAACAGGGAUGGACUAAACUCCACACUCACGACCAAAUCUGAAAGAUUGAUAUUCGAUUCCCUCUUAUAAGUAGCUGACACUCAGAACACUCGCAAGACCGUACAUGUUUGAUCAAUUCAGCUGAGUAUUCAGUUGUUUUGUAAGGUUAACUCGACUUGAAGUCAGUCACUACAUCAGAGACAAGUUAGCUUGCCUACAGUGCACAGCUAGCUGUCGUCUCGCCCCACAUAACAUUACAGCCACGGCGUACAGAACGUAUCCCGAGCCCACUCCCGGCCAGACACACAGGCUCAACAACACCGUCAUGGGAGUACAGGGUUUCCAAGAGUAUCUCGAGAAGCGUUGUCCCGGGGCUGCGGUCCCGGUUGACCUCCUGAAGCUUGCUCGCACCGCGGGCCGCCAGCCCCCGCACCACCAUCACCCACACCACCAUCCACAUCACCCCGGGCCCAUGCCUCCCCCGCCCCCGCCUGCUAGGAUCCUAAUCGACGCGGAUUCCGGCCUGCAGCGCCUCUACGGUGGCUACCAAACGGACUGGGUGUGCGGGGGCGAGUGGAACGCCAUGCUUGGCUAUUUAGCUGCCCUCUCACAGGCUUGUUUGUACCAGGGUGGCCUAGAGCUGGUUGUGGUGUUCAACGGUACGCUGGGAAAGGAGCGCUGGCCCGAGUGGGCGCGGCGAGCUCAGGGCCAGCGACAGACAGCGCAGCUUAUAGUCAACCACGUCGGCAGCAAGGCCACCCCGCCUCCCCGGGCAUGGUUCCUGCCCCCGGCCUGCCUUAGCCACUGUGUCCGCCUCGCCAUGUUCCGUUUCCGAGUGCGGGUUGUUCAGACUUUGGAGGACCACCACCAGGAGGUGCUGUCUCUCUACAGGGACUUUGGCUUUGCCGGUCUGAUUGCUCAGGAUUCUGAGUUUGCCCUCUGCAAUGUACCGGCCUAUUUCUCCUCACAUGCUCUCAAACUGAGCUGGAAUGGCAAGAACCUGACCACACACCAGUAUCUGCUGUCUGAGGCUGCCAGGCAGCUUGGGCUCAAGACACAGCAUCUGCCUUGCUUUGCUGCUCUGCUGGGAAACCACAUCCUGCCUGAUGAGGACCUGGCUGCUUUCCACUGGAGUCUGCUGGGACCAGAACACCCACUAGCUUCCCUGAAGGUGCGUGCCCAUCAGUUGGUGCUACCACCCUGUGAGGUGGUGAUCAAAGCCGUGUCAGAGUAUGUGUCCUCCAUCAAAGACUUGGGAAACCUCGAUGCAAUUGCCAGAGAUGUCUUCAAACAAUCACAGUCUCGUAUGGAGGACAAGGUGGAGCGUUUCAAAAAAGCUGUAGAAUAUUUCUCAGCUGCCUCCAAACCACGCCCACUUAACUUGGGGCCCUCCCCUUUCAUUUUGCCUGGGUUUGGACCGAAUCCAUUUGGGGGACCACCUGGCCACAUGGGACCGAUGCAGCCUGGGAAGAAUCAGUUCCCUCCUCCCCAGGUCCCAGGGCUUAAGCCACCCUAUCAGAAUGCCCCAUAUGGACCUGGAUCCACCAUUCUUUUCCAGAACCCACAACCUCCAAUGCAAGACUGUAACGAUUCACUGACAGGCAAGAUGGGCUUCUCUGACUGGUCAGCUCCAUAUGAUUCAACUCAGGGGGGAAGUCGAUUACCCAAUCACCACACUGGUGCUCAGUCUGGCCCCUCUCCCUCUCCUCCCUCAUCCUCUGAUGGAGAUGAACCUAAUGACAGCAAUGCAAAUCAUUUAACAGACAAGUCCUCUAGGUGGGAGGAUCCCUCUGGUAGAGGGGUCUCGGUCUCUGGAGACGGUUCCCAUGGCAAUGGGAGCGGGUCAAACAUUCCAUCACUGCUGUCUAUGGCAACACGCAGUCACAUGGACAUAACCACACCCCCUCUGCCUCAGGUUAGUGCUGAGGUGCUUCGUGUGGCUGAACACAGACACCGCAGAGGACUGAUGUACCCCCAGAUCUAUCAUAUAUUGACUAAGGGAGAAAUGAAAAUGCCAGUGUGUAUAGAAGAUGAGUGUAACUCUGAGCUGCCUCCCGCCUCUUUGCUGUUCCGUGCUGCCAGACAGUAUGCUUACGGCGUCCUCUUUAGCCUGGCUGAAACACACCGACGUCUGGAGAGGCUCGCUCUGCGCAAGAGGGGUCCCCUGGAAGUUCCUCCAGUAAUUGUGAAAGAGUGGAGUAGUGGUAAGGCCAAGUCAGCACUGACCCCAGAGCUGGUUCCAGCCCUGUGUUUCCGUGAGUGGACCUGCCCCAACCUGCGACGGCUAUGGUUGGGCCGGGCUAGCGAGGACCGCUCCAGAAGAACCAGAGCUUUCCUGGCUUGCCUGCGCUCUGACUGCCCCGCCCUGCUCAACCCAGCACAGGUGCCUCAACACCUACUGCUCAUGUGCUGUGUGCUCAGGUAUAUGAUGCAGUGGCCUGGUGGUAGGAUCCUUCAGAGACAUGAACUGGAUGCCUUCUUGGCCCAAGCUGUCUCCAAUCAGCUCUAUGAACCCGACCAACUACAGGAGCUUAAGGUGGAGAAAGUGGAUGCCCGCGGUGUGCAGCUGGCUUCUCUUUUCAUGGCCGGUGUCGAUACGGCACUGUUCGUUAACGAUGUGUGUGGCCAACCAUUGCCAUGGGAACACUGCUGCCCCUGGGGCUUCUUUGACGGCAAACUGUUUCAGAGCAAACUGGCCCGGGCUGCUCGUGACAGAGCUGCCCUAUUGGACAUGUGCGAGGGGCAGGAGGAGCUAGUUUCCAGGGUAGAAAAGAUGCGCCAAGCGAUCCUCGAAGGCAUCAAUCUUUCUCGCCCACCCCCUCCUCCACCUCCACUCCCACCUCCUGCCUUCCUGCCCCCUGCCAUGGUGCCCCCCUUCUACCCCAUGCCUCCCCUCUACCCACCUCGCCCUAUGGGCAAUAUGCCCCCUCAUCAUCACCCACAUCACCCUCAUCACCCUGCCCAGCACAGGCCCAGAGCCUUCCCAGGUAUUCAGUCCAUUCCCCCUCAAGGUGGGAAGUUGGAGAUAGCUGGCAUGGUUGUGGGCCAAUGGGCUGGGAAUAAACCAAUCCGUGGGAGAGGGGGGUUCAACAUGCAGGUGGUGUCAGUGGGAGCAGGGAAAGGGAGGGGUAAGGAGAUUACAGCAAAAGUAAGGGGUGGGAAAAAGACAACUCUCAGUAGAACACAGACGUCAUCAUCCCCCCCAUCUAGCAGUCCCCCAAAGCCCUCAGAGGAGGCGGGUUCUACCACAGAGGUUGUGAAUCAGCAGCUGAAUGGCAGCUCAGCUGCCUCCGCCAUUGGCCAGUCCUUGGACCUGGCCCCCCUAGCCCAGCCAAUCCCAUGUGCCUUAGCCAGCAGAGACAACCAACCAGAGGGGGUAGAAGUGGAGGCCCCCUGUUGCCUUGAUGACUGCCCGUCAGAUGGAGCAUUACAGAAAGAGGAGUGAAGGCGUCCUCCCAGGAUGCAUUGCUCUGAGAGAAUGAUCUGUGUUCGACUGCCUUUCCCUGUUUUGUAGCCCUGCCUGUUAGCUGUCUACGUCAUCACAUGGACCGAGAAGUGAAGGGGGGAGGGUUCCACUUUAAGCACCUCCCUCCUCCUCUGUUGCUUUGUGUGAUAGGCCAGAGCAGUUGGCUGUUUUCCCCGUUUAGUUUCUCAUGUGGUUCUGCAUUCUGUUAUGAAGAGAUUUUCUCCACGAGUCUGUUAGCGCCCCUGGAAAAAUCCUAAUUCCCUCCCUCCCAAAUUCAAAGUAAAAUGAGCUUGAUGCUGUUUGGCCCUGCAAUAUAAUCCACAACUUAAACCUUCUCUUUUGUAGGGAUCUGCACAGUUUGACUUUUAUUUUUUUUCUCGUUUUAGUGGUCCCAUUGUUAGACUUUCGACUUGCUGCACACACAAAUGUUCUAAUCUUACGGUUACAGUGACUGAUUGGAUGUGGUUUCCAUGGUUAUAGCAUCUAGGCUUGGUCGCUGUGGUUGGUUGCGAAGUGCUAAUGUGGUUUGUUGCCAUAGCCAUUCAUGUAAGCUGUGUCUUGCAUGAGUUUAGAGGGUUAGCAAGAGUUUGACUCUGGUUAUGUGAGGAAAAUUAGAAAGCUGGGAAAGGAUUUUAACUGAACAAAAUGUGCUUUUUUUCUGUGCAGUGUCCAGUGUCCCCCAUACUCUGCAGAUCACCCUACUUGUGUUAGCCAAGAGACUUAACACAUGGAAUGCUAGCAUACUUGCUAGCUAUGAACCCGCCUUUAGGUAAAUUAGUAAUCAAAGGAGCACUUCUGCACCACCAUGGUUUUGCGUGCUAACUUACCUUGACCUACAUAGCAUAGCUUAGCACUUAGCUCUGCCACAAGACCCCAGGAAUUUUUGCACCUUAAGCCCUAAAGUAUGCAAGGUUUUACCCCCCCUUCCCCCCAGAUGUGCAUUACUCUAUCUUCCCAAUUCCUUGCCCCUAUUUCCAAAAAGCUUUGAUUGUAUAUCCCAACAGAGAGCACUUAUUGUUGUAUUUUAUUGUAAUGAAUUAGAACAAACCCCUUUUAAAGUCGAACAGUCUAUAAGGGGUGUCCCCUGCGCCUGACUAAAUCACAAAUUGUAGAACUACAUUAUAAGGUAGAGAUCUAUUUGAGAGACGUCAGAAUGUGAACAGAGUGGUUUCCAACGUAGAAGCACUUUGUUUUAAAAACGUAAAACCACACUGGACAGUCCUCUACCAGGAUAAACAAAAUAAAGACUCUUGAGGCACCUUCUGGAGUUAAGGCCAAAAAUAAAUACACAUGUUGCCCAGUGAAUAAAUGGAAGUCAAUAGUGAGGGUUAGGGUAACUGCCAGUAGGCACAAUACCCCAUAGAUUCGCCUCACACAUGUGCAUUAUAAUCUUGGUAACACUUUAUAUUAAAUCUCCAACGACUCCCUUUUCUCACUCCAGAGAGUAAUUUUGAGUGGUUUUAGAUUUGGAUAAAGUAAUUCCCAAAGUGUAUUUUUUUAAUAAUGCCAGCCUAGUGAGAUGGUUUGGUGAUAGAAAGGGGCGUGGCAAUGAUGACUCAGAGAUGCCCCCUGUGGCAGUUGGCUAACCAUUGUCACAGUGAUUGCCCAACACCAGGAGCUCCUAUUCAGGAUGGCUCCCAUGUGUCCCUUUAGACCAACAUGAAGCACUUCCCUCCCUGCAAGGCCUCAGCCACUCAAGGCAGAGGUUUGGGAGUUGGAGCAUGUGUCACAUGAAAGGGGAGAGGUAGGCCACAUGGUGGCCUUAAGUGUUCCACCCAACAACUGAGACCUUUAAGAUUUUGAAUUCUUUCAUUAGAGCACUUAUGCUUGCAAAGGAUGAGAUGUGUCCCCCAAAGUAGGUUUCAUCUGACAAAGGAAAACUUAAGUAUUUUCUUUUUAUCAGUCGUUUGUAGCACAAUUGCAAAAUUAAAAGCAUAGAUGGACAGAUACUUCUGAAAGAUUCUGGCCAUAAACAUUCUCUUUUUGAGAAACCAAUACAGGAAAAAUGUUGAAAUGAACUAAUGAUGUUAAAAUAGAAAGGCAUGUCAACAAGAAGCACCUUAUUUUCUUAUUAUGAUGAUGACUUAUGCUCUAUUGUGUGCCACAAAAUCCACAUGGAAAAAGUUCUUUGGAAAUGGCGUUUUGAAGGAAAAGAAAACCCUGACUAUAUCUAAGUGUUAAUGUAGUCGUGUCAGACAUCCCCUACGUUAUGAACUCAACCGUUUUCAGUCAAACGCUGUAAAGUGACCCAGCGGUGAAUAUAGGCCUAUGCUCAUGGAGCGAAGUCUUGCCGCUCACUCCUAAACCAGCACCAAAAGUAAUCAAAGGUUUGGAAUUAUUAGAUGUUAUUGGUAGGGAUUAACCAUACGAUACAGAGUGCUUUAGGUGUUUUUAGGUUAAGAUUAGAUAACAGCGUCGGACUCAACACAGGAUUGUAAUACACGGACACCAAGACUAGGCUAGAGAAUAUAGUACCGCUGGCCGAAAUACUCAGUCUAGAAUUGCUAGGAGUCAUAUACUUAACUGCUUUCAACUUUUGACAUUAGUACAAAUAUGUGUAUUUCAACAGUACAUUGUAAGAGGAUGGAUUUUCUGUGGCGAGCCAGUGUGAUCUGGUUACAAUGCCCUCUCGUUUCGCUCGCCAGAUAACAGAAUUUUAAACAGACACACACACACGUGCACACAUACAAAAAUACACUUGCAUACAUAAACAGACAUGCAUACAAACAGACACAUUUUCAGUUGCAUUUGUUACCAGCAGCAUUCUCUCUGCUUUUGUGCUGAAGUGGUUUUUGUGUAGUUUCAGUUACAGUGGAGUGGUUGUCAGUUCAUCAGAGAUCAUUUGGUAACACAUUCUACUGACUAGAAUCCCACAUUAAACUUGCAUGGACAGAUAAGAACACAACUUAGACGUGUCAGGUAGACUCAAAAUAUUUUCAUCUUAUACUCACACAAAACAAUACAUGCAUACACACAGAUACAUAGAUGUUAUACCCUGAAUUACACACUAGCUAGUUUGGAAAAAAACGUCAAUACAUACAAUACAUGAUGUAGUGUCCCUCUUUUGUCCUUGUCUUUUAGUUUUUUAGAUAUUUGAUCAAUGAAUUUUUUUAUGCUUGAUAUCCUGACCUCCUCAAUGCUACAUUUUCUCCCCUCUCUUGCCCUGUCUAGUUCCUCUUCCUCCAACUCUCUGCCCCACUUUUUUUUUUAAUUUGCUGCUCCUCUCUGCCCUCCAUUCUUCCUCUGCCCUUCUCCCUCAUAGAAUGCAUGCAUUCAUACUUGGUCAAACUGGACAGUUUAAUCCAUGCUCACUGUCCCAGUUGCAUAUUAAACUCACACACAGAUAACCCUCCUAUCAAUCCCUGCUACUUCAGCUUUGUUUUUGUGUUUUGGUUUUUUUUUUUGUGGUUUUUUUCUGGAACCCCACUCUUUCCCUGUCCUUUAGCCAUAGGACCGUUUCUAUUGGCCGUUUUCUCUCUCUCUUUGGGCUGCCCUGCCCCUUAAUCAACCCAACUAACAGUAAAGGUUAUAUUAACGUUGAUAAUCAAUAUCUCUAUGUAUCUAGCCAGUCUGGAAAAAAGGAAAAAAAUCAAAACUGUUUUAUUCAAUUUUACAAAUGUGUUUUCUUACUAUUUUUAAUGUCAUUACAUCUUCUAAUCUAAUCCUUCUACCAUUGCUUCAGUUAGUACUGAAAUAUGCUUAGCCAACCUAGAGAUUUGAACUGUAAUGAUUGCGAGUUUCCUUACCUGUAUUUUAUAUGGCAUCUUUAGAUCACUUCACCAUUAUUAUGUUUGUGAGUAAGUAUUGCCCGUUUCAAUUGAAAAUCGUCGUCUGCACUAUGUUUGAUUCUCAUAUUAUCCCUGAUAUCAAUUACAUGGUCGUCUCAUUGUCAAAUGAAGCUGAGUUCUGCGCCCUUGCACAAAGCAGCUGAACAUCUCAUCUAAACACCUGAGAACCAAAGUAUAAAUAGUGUAUCCCUAUAUUGCCCUUUUAUUCCCUUGAGACUGAUGAUCUGCCCCAAGUAACAAGUUUUCUGAUGAGUAUGAUUAUAUAAAUAUAUAUAUAUAUAUAAAUAUAUACACACAAUGACAUUACAGCACAUGUGAUUUAUGAGUAUUUGAGGUAACAGUACAUGUUUAUUUACACUGUGGUAGUUGUGGAAACACAGACAGGGAAGAGGAGGAAGUGUUUGUGGGUAGUGAGUGAGAGAUGCCAGUGGCCAGGUUUGGUCACUAGGUCAGGGUCAGUUGUGGAGCUUGUCAGUGAUGCCUGAGGCAGCAAUUGGUGAAAGGUAUGUGCAGGUGUUGGUGAAUCCAGUACUGCUCUUGCUCAUUGUAAUUUUUAAGGUCUUUAUUGACUGACAUCAGGCUGAGUGAAUCACUGCACACACUGACAUCAGAUCUGAAAUUUAACAUCUUGGGAAGAAUGACACCUGUCUAACAGAUAUGGCCCCUUUUUGUUCCAUUCCUCUAGAAGGGUGAUUGUCAUCUCUCUAUACACUUACCUUUGCAACAUAUUGUCAUGCCGAGUCUGUUUUUCUGUAUGGAGGUGAAACCUGCAAAUGGUUAGAGCUAUGUGAGUUGAAUUUCCCCCAAAACACAGAUCUGAGAUUGGUUUUUAUUCUAACUGCCCCUCACAUAAAAAGUGGACUCCGAGCAAGAAAUGAGCCUGUGAACAGUCCGUUGAUACCCAUCUGUAAACAGAAACGUUUGAUUUUUCCAGUGACCUGUCAUCCUAUUUUGUACGAGUGCAUUAUCUUGCUUUAAAAUUUAUUUUAACAUCUAUGGGAACCUUUUCCCUACCAAGUCUACCUCCAGGGGUGAAGGUAAAGCUGAUCUUAGUUUAAGCUUGGGGCAAAUUCACCCUGUUGGUAAUGAUGAAAUCAGUGUUGUGUCCAGGGGUUAACGCACUGCCUCCCUUUUUACUCUAUGGGGAGCUUUUCAGAAGAGCUCAACAACGUCAACAGAACCAAAUGUCCGAGAGAAGUAAUGUAUUGAGUUGUAUUUUUGAGGAAGCAACAAAUAAUUUGUUGUACAAAAUAUGGAUUGAAAUCGUCAGAUAUGCGUUGUAACUGUUCUCUCUGCAGCGUUCUCACAUGUUUCCCAUAUAUGAAUGACUUCCUGUACUGUCUGUGUGUCUCUACACUGCCACCCCCUCCAACAGCCCCCAAGCUCAGUUUAACUCCCCUGCCUGGCUGUGGCCCACUGCUUGGCUUAGGUCGAUCAUGUGAGCCAUUUGUUUUAAUUUCUGUCCAUCAUGCCUUCAACAACAUGUGUAUCAAUGCAUGUAUUAAAUAUAGUACCCAGGGCCACCCAAAACUACCUGUGCAGCAAAAAGGCUUAAAAAAAUUACUCAUAAUAUUCUAGAAUUAUCAUCAUCAUUAUUGCUGUUAUGAUUAUGGUAUAAUUUGUCAUCAUUGUUAGCAUUAUGGAAGCACCAGACUGUUUGUGGAAAGAUGAGAAGGAAUGUUUUUUUUUUGUUUUUUUUUUUUAAUUCGUCUGGCUGUUGGUGGUCUGAUCUCAGAGGGAGGGGAGGAAUGGCUCAGAAAGAGACAAAGAUGGCAGUCAUGUUUGUACCGGUUGGGAAAUGACUUACAGUGCUGAAAUAAAAUUUAUUCUUUUAGU